AUGGCCGCUGAAGAAACACCAGCUCAGAUGGAAGCAAGGCUUCGUGCUGAGAUCACUGCUCAAGUUGCUGCCCAGACUGAAAGAGAUAGGCAACUUCGAGAAGAGCAGGAGGCUCAAAGGUCCUUGAGGGACAUCACUGCACCUCGUGUGGACUACAACUUUGAGGGGAGCAUUGUUGUACCUCAAGAUGCCCCUCCAGACUUCCAGAUCCCACCACACUUCAUCACUUUGGUCAGUCAACACCAGUUUGGUGGGAGUGCAAAUGAAGAUGUUCAUGGACACUUGGAGCGCUUUACCAGACAUUGCUCCACACUGAGAAGGAAUGUCAACCUGGACACCAUCAGGUUAAUGUUGUUUCCUUUUUCUCUCAGGGAUGUUGCUGAAGAAUGGUUGAGAACACAACCAUUGAGGAGUAUUACUUCUUGGGAUGAUUUAGCUGAGAAAUUCACAACUAAGUUCUUCCCCUACAACCGCAUAAGGAAGUUGAAGCAAGAGAUCAAUUCCUUCAUCCAGCUGGACUCUGAGAAUCUCUAUGAGACAUGGGAGAGGUUCAAAAGACUCUUGAUGAAAUGCCCAGGCCACAACAUCUCCACUGCUGACCAAGUGGAGAAAUUCUAUGCAGCUCUCAAUGACUACACCAGAGACAAGUUGGACACAGCUGCAAGCGGAGCCUUUGAUGCUCUACCAACCCAACCAGCACUUGACAUCAUAAACAAUUUGGCUGCUAGAGCUGCACAUUCAAACAAUGAUAGGCAGAACCGGAAGGGAGUUUAUGAGGUUGAGACUCUUGAUGCAGUUCUUGCAUCCAACAAAAAGCUUGCACAAAAGGUGGAUGCCAUGGUGAAGAGGCUCGAAUUUGGGCAAAGAAAUGCUGAGGAUGCUGAAUUUGAUGAAGAGGUUAAGGCCAUGGGGAAUUAUCAAAAUGAUCCCUACUCCAACACUUAUAAUCCAGGUUUGAGAAAUCAUCCUAACUUCUCCUGGAGGGACCAAAACAACUCAGGAGAAGCUAGUGGUUCAAAGCAAUUUCCAAAUCAGAGGCAAUACCAGCUGAAUCAAAGGCCUCCACCACCUCAAAAUCAGGGGAAUGGUAAGAAGAGUUCGGAGGAGAUUGUCACUGAUUUGGCCCUUACUAAUCAGAGUUUCAUGAAUGAGACCAGGGGUUUCAUGAAUGAAACUAGAACCAGCUUCAAGAAUCAUGAGUCCUCCAUAAAAAAUUUGGAGACUCAAGUUGGCCAAAUUGCCAAGGCCAUUGCUGAAAGGUUCCCAGGUACGUUUCCUAGUGACACUCUUAUUAAUCCUAAAGACUCUAAAUCUGAAAAUUGUUCUGCUGUCACUCUUAGGAGUGGUAAAACUUUGAAUGAAAUUGAGGAGUUAGUUGAAAAGAAGAGUGUUGAACUUGAGAAAGUGGUUGAGAAAGAAAAAGAGGGAACAAAAGUGAGGAAGUAG
Molecule: messenger RNA, 1446 nt
Organism: Lotus japonicus
Lineage: Eukaryota; Viridiplantae; Streptophyta; Magnoliopsida; Fabales; Fabaceae
Exons: 1
Coding region: 1-1446 (481 amino acids)
Source: RefSeq, a predicted model, not a curated record